Seminavis robusta is the source of this 786-nucleotide messenger RNA. The record is from the annotation of a GenBank genome assembly. NCBI's taxonomy places the organism in Eukaryota, Bacillariophyta, Bacillariophyceae, Naviculales, Naviculaceae.
AUGUCCCUGCAGCUACCACCCCACUGCAAACUCUUCACAGCUGAUGCUUCCUCAAUGUACACCAACAUUCCCACGAGGACAGCCAUCACCAAGAUCUCAAAGUGGCUCAAAGACAACCAAGAACAGUUCCCAGACCUGCCCACCAAGGCAGUCCUCAAGGCACUGAUUCUCAUUAUGGAGUGGAGCUUCUUCCACUUCGGUGACACCACAUGGCGGCAACUCAAGGGCACUGCAAUGGGAGCCCCACCAGCCCCACCCUAUGCCACCAUCUACUUUGCCAUCCUGGAGUCCAUUCUGCUUCGAUCCUUCAUGGAUAGUCUUGCAGUUCUGCAGCUCUACAGGAGAUACAUCGAUGAUGUCUUCGGCAUAUGGCACUGCCGAAUGGAAGACAACCAGCUCCUGUGGGAGGGCUUCCAAAAGGCAAUGAACAACAAUGAGUACAAGCUGCACUGGGAGUUCACUGAACUCUCCAGUCAGGUGGAUUUCAUGGACAUGACAAUCACCCUCACACAUGACAACAAACUGGUCACCACACUGUAUGAGAAACCAACCAACUUGUAUCUCUACAUCCCAUCCCACUCCUGUCACCCACCAGGCCUCCUGUCUGGAGUGGUGAUCUGUCGUCCCAGAACCACAAAACGCCAUUUCAGCCCCUUCGAACACCAAACGAAGGCGCAACCACACUUUGAAGGUCUGAACCUGACUCAAGAGUACUCAUUAUAUCAAGGGUAUAUCCAGUUGGUUCUCCUUCGAACCCCCAAAGCAUCAUUGUCGCCCGAUCGAUAG